Messenger RNA from Cajanus cajan (pigeon pea), 2653 nucleotides. RefSeq names its product long-chain-alcohol oxidase FAO4A. The record is from RefSeq and is a predicted model, not a curated record. Gene Ontology annotation, molecular function: flavin adenine dinucleotide binding; long-chain-alcohol oxidase activity. NCBI's taxonomy places the organism in Eukaryota, Viridiplantae, Streptophyta, Magnoliopsida, Fabales, Fabaceae.
UUUAAAAAACGGUUGGGGAUGGCUAUUAUAUAAACACCAAAGGUUUUGAAGCACAGUGUGAUACAUGUAAUGAAUAUUUUGCAACAAGAGAAAGCAAGCAUGGAGAACAUAACUGUGGGAAGAAGUGGAAGCUCUAGAAAGGGUAGCUUUAGGUUAGGGUUGGGAGUGGAUGGAGCAAAAGAUCACACUGUGAUUGAGCUUGGCAGUAUUACUAUUGACACACACAAAUUUCUUCUAAGCGGUGGAGAGAGAGAGAAGAAAUUACACCCUCUCACAAACUCUCUCUCUCCAAGGCAAAUGAAAUCCCUAUCUGCUCUCUGUGACACUAUCUUACCUUCUGUUGACAAAUUUGUUGAUACAUCUGAUGAAUCUGUCACCAAGUUUUAUCAAACUUCAGCUUCCAUGGCAGGAACACCUCAACGUAUUGGGGGUAUGAUAAGUGAGAAACUGAAACACCCCUUGACAGGGUUAAUGAAGUUGGUGUUGUGGCUGUUGUCUACGUGGUUUGGAACAUUUAUUUUCUGUGGCAUGGCCUGUCUCUCAACCAAGUUUCCCUUCAUCCAUACAUAUCCUCACUUGCCUAUGGACAAACGCCAAGAGAUUAUGCGAUCCUGGUCUCUUAGUUACAUUCCUCACUUUAGAAUGCUCUUCAGGACCAUCAAACUUCUCACUCUCCUUAUCUUCUUCACUCAGAUAGAUGAAUCAGAAGACAACGUUUCAUGGAAAGCAAUUGGAUACUGUGGACCCGACCCAGAAUUCAAAGCUCAGUUGAAUUACCACUUUUUGCAUGGAACAUCUAAAGCAGAACAAGAGGACAAGGAAGAUGAACAUGCUGCAGAGGUGAUAGGACCCCUUUACAAGGGUCUAGUCCUUCUGAAUUACCCACGAGACAUCACUGCAGAUGCCCUAAGACGAUUCGGAUUCCCUGUCUCUGUCAAUCGAAGAAAGCACAAAGCUGUUCCAAACUUGUCAUCUCCUUCUAUGGUGAUACAAUGUGAUGCAGUGGUAGUUGGUUCUGGCUCAGGAGGUGGUGUCAUAGCUGGUGUUCUAGCAAAGGCUGGUUACAAAGUGUUGGUGUUGGAGAAAGGAGGAUAUUCCGCUAGGAACAAUCUUUCCCUCCUUGAAGGACCAACCAUGGAACAAAUGUACCUCAAUGGUGGCAUGGUUGCGAGUGAUGACAUGGGUAUGUUCAUUCUCUCAGGGUCCACUGUUGGUGGAGGGUCAGCAAUCAACUGGUCUGCAUGCAUCAAGACCCCUCAGCAUGUGUGCAAGGAGUGGUGUGACAAACACGGUCUAGAGUUAUUUGAGAGUAAGUUGUAUAGAGAAGCCUUGGAUGCUGUGUGUGAGAAGAUGAAGGUUCAAUCUGAGAUUGAAGAUGAAGGAUUCAACAAUGCAAUUUUGAGGAGAGGGUGUGAGGAAAUGGGGUAUCCUGUUAGCAACAUUCCUAGGAAUUCUCCAUCAGAUCACUACUGUGGCUGGUGUUGCAUGGGGUGUAAGGAUGGGAGGAAGAAGGGUACAUCAGAGACAUGGUUGGUGGAGUUGGUGAAAUCUGGCAAUGGAGCAAUUCUUCCAGGGUGUGAGGCAAUUAAAGUUUUGCACAAGAAAAAGGAAGGGAGGGAUAGAAAGAUUGCAUGUGGAGUGGCUUUUGAGUUUCAACAUAAAGGAAGUAGAGACAUUUGUGUGGUGGAGUCCAAGGUCACAAUUGUAGCAUGUGGAACACUUAGUACUCCAGCAUUGCUCAAAAGAAGUGGCUUAAGGAAUAAGAACAUAGGGAGGCACUUGCAUCUUCAUCCAGUGACAAUGGCUUGGGGCUACUUCCCAAAUGCAGGUAGUGCAUCCGAGGUGUGGCCAGAGGCAUAUAAGAAGAGCUAUGAAGGAGGGAUAAUGACAGCAAUGUCUACUGUUGUUGCAGAGUUUGAACAAUCUGGAUAUGGUGCUGUGAUCCAAACACCUGCAUUGCAUCCUGGUAUGUUCUCAGUUGUCACGCCAUGGACUUCCGGAACUGAUAUAAGAGAUAGAAUGCGGAAGUUUCCUAGAACAGCUCAUAUAUUUGCGCUGGCAAGGGACCAAGGAUCAGGGACAGUGGAAUCGCCAAACCGAAUCAGUUAUCAGAUGGCAAAUGCAGAUGAAGAGAGUUUAAAGAAGGGAAUUGAGAAGGUGCUGAGAAUUCUGGCAGCAGCUGGAGCUGAAGAAAUAGGGACACAUCAUAAUAAGGGAAGGACCUUAAAUGUGAAGCAAGUGAGCUAUAAUGAAUUUGAGAAAUUUGUUAAGGAGGAAAGUUCAAGGCCAUUGAGAGAUCUUUCAACACCAUUGUGUUCAGCACAUCAGAUGGGGAGUUGCAGGAUGGGUUGUAAUGCCAAGCAAUCAGUGGUGAAUCAAACAGGAGAGACCUGGGAAGUGGAGGGCCUUUAUGUGGCAGAUGCAAGUGUUUUCCCCACAGCUUUGGGGGUGAAUCCAAUGGUUACUGUUCAAGCUAUUGCUUAUUGCACAGCACAGUCUGUUGUUGAAGUUCUUAGAAGGAAAAGAAGCAAAUGAGACAAUGAAAAGAAAAAAAAAUCUUGUGCUGCUUUUGUAGCUCCAAUGAUACUGAAUAUUCAUAGCAUUGGACAGAAAACCUUGUUGAAAUGAAAUAAUUGUUCGGUGAGAAAAGCAA